AUGGUGGUCGGAACGCGCGGAGCGGGGAUCGCGCGCAGGCUGGGCUUGCCGCUGGGCCGCGCCCUGGGGGCCCGGCCGGGCCCGGGCCCGCGCGCGCCCGCGGAGGAGGCCGCCCGCCGGCCGCAGGCCUGGGGCGCCGCCGCGGGCGUGGGGGCCAGCACGCCGGUCUCGAGGAUGGCGGUGCCAGGGGUGGCGGGGGUCUCGUCCUUGCCCGGGUUGGCCCCGGACCGCGUGCUUGCGCUCUCCGACCCCAUCGGCUCGGACAAGUACGUGAUCCUCAGCGAGCGGGAGGGGGGUAUUGGCCCGGAGAGGGCGAUCGAGCUCUUCUCAAGCUUCAUCUGGAGCUCGGAUGGGCGUUGCUCGCACCUCGACGUCUGCACCUUGCCCACGACCAGGGAGGGCAUGGACGCCCUCUAG
This is a messenger RNA of Prorocentrum cordatum, 417 nucleotides long. Lineage: Eukaryota; Dinophyceae; Prorocentrales; Prorocentraceae. The record is from the annotation of a GenBank genome assembly.